AUGGAUUCACCGCUACAGAUACAGGAGAGCAAAAUCAACCAGCGAUACCUGCACAUCAACCCCGAAGAGAGUGAGGAUUUCCUUACGACAUGUAUCGCCGUUAAUACCAUUGUGGAGCACCGGCUCUACAAGAACGAGGCGCCAGCGCUCGAGGAAUAUGUCAAGAAGUUUCACAACGUGACGCGCAGGACGUUCUACAAUAUCUCAAACUGCGGAGACGUUCUCUUGCGGUUGAAGAAAGAAGGCGUCCCAACCGAUGAGCUGCCUUGCAAUGCCGCACUCUGUCUCGCUUUGCUGAAGCUGCAUAAGAAAUUGCGUUUGCCUCUGAAGACGAUUUGGGACAGAAAUGUGGAAUUCUACGAAGGACGACAGAAUGUAGUGGCAUGCAGGCUCAGUGCACCUUUCAAGGAACCCGAGGUCGACUCAAAUGCCAUUGAUUUGACUUCGGAAGCCUCGCCUACAGGAGCGUCUUUGCCUGAAGUUGAUGAGGAUGAGUUUCCCAUGGACGAAGACGAAGAAGAGUUGAUCGAUCAAGCGAGACUGGCGUCAGGCAAACCGGUCACCGAUAUCGGGAAGUGGAGGCAUUCACUUUCCGCACGAAGGCGGUUAGGUGAAAACGAAUACAAUACGCCACCAAUCAUUUGCAAGUUGUUAGACGACUUUGUGAAAACAUUCCACGAUAGCAUCGACUUGGAUGUAUGCUCGAAUCCCAGUUCGGAGCUCGUUUGUAAGCAUUACUUUGGUGUUCAACCCCACGGGACGUUCAUCGAUGCAUUCGAUUUGCCUCGUUGGUGUAUCCCAGCCGACGAAGACGAAGCGGCAUUGCACCCCCGGGAAUGGACAGGCAAAGCAAGCGUUAUCGUGUGUAACCCGCCUGCGAGGCCGCUCAAUGAAGAGCAGGCUAGCCGUAUGGAAAAUGAGUUCCCAACUCCGAAGUUUCUUGAUAGGCUUGUGCAGAUGCUGGAUGACGAAGAAUGUGACCAUCUGCUUCUCCUUGUGCCGAUGGAUUUGCGAAGGUCAUGGUGCCCGCCUCUCGUUGAAAGAUGUGACCAACUUUUAAUUUUUAACCGCUUCAACAAUCAUCUCUCGAAGGCGGCCUUAGAACGCUCACCGCAAGCGAAACCUGUCGUCGAUGACCCGAACCCACGCUGCUUGAUUUAUCUGUCAAGAGAAAAGCACAUGGAUAUUGAGCGUUCCUUCUGCGAGAUUUUCGGCACGCUACCAAAGACGUAUCUGACAAAAGACGUCCGCAAAAAGGUUAUGUCGGAGGAGGCAGAGUCCGAAAAAUCCGAGUCAGAGGAAGAAGAGAGCUCGGUAGAAAGGUCGAAAUGGAUUCACUGCAAACGGUCUAGGACAAAGCUAGGGGAGAACGAGUACAACGCAGCUCCGGAAAUCUGUGACAAGAUAGACCAAUUUGUCAAGUGCUUUCAUGACUCGAUAGACCUCGACGUUUGCAGUAAUCCUUGCGCGACAAUCAAUUGCAAAUACUACUACGGGGUACAGCCCGACGGUUCGUUUGUGGACGCCUUUGGAUUAGAACGCUGGUGCAUUCCCGCAGACGAUGAUGAGGCUGAACGGGAACCAAGCGAAUGGACAGGGCGACCGAGUGUGAUUCUCUGCAAUCCGCCAGCUAGGGCUUUGUCUGACGAACAGUCAAAGCACAUGAAGAAGUCGGAGAACCCUACACCAAAGUUCAUCGCACGGGUGAUGGAGAUGAUUGAUAAAGGCGAAUGUGACCAUGCGAUAUUCUUAUUGCCUAUGGAUGGCAGGCGAAACUGGAGCUUCCCGCUCAUACGGCGAUGCGACCAAUAUGCGCAAUUCCAUCGAUCAAACAAUCACCUGUCGAGAGCGGCGUUAGAGCGUAAUCCGCACAAGAAAGCGAUAAGUGAUGACCCUAAUCCGAGGGUUAUUAUAUACGUUGCACGAGAGGCGAAUCUGCAUAUACAAAAAGCGUUCUGCGAUGUCUUUGAAGGGAACACGAUUCUUCCCAAAGACGUGCGCGAACAUACGCACAAUUUGCGAAAGCGCGCAAGGCAAAGCUAUGUCGAGUCAGGCGAAGAAGAAGAAGAGGACGAAGAUACACCUCCUCCUCCGAAGAAGUCUCCGGUUAAGAAGCAAGACCGCAUACACAAAGCGAUAACGGACUUUGCCGCAGAGAAUGAAGUGACUUGUAUCGAAGGAGAAGAUUUCUUAGACAAAGCGAAAAACGAUUUGGAAAGCGGUGAAGUGAUACGCGCUGUCGGAAUCGUGUCAGAAUGCACCGAUGAGCUGUACUCCGUCGCGAUGCUGUGUCACCUGCGGAAGGGGAAAUUAACAGUCGCGUAUCUUGACAGCGAGUCUGGAUUUCCGCUUGCGAAGAAGUUCGUCGCGGCUUUCCAAACGCAUGGAUUCAUUCCCGGAGUGAACAGCUUCGCUUGCACGCCGUCGUUGCUCGACGUGGAGAAGAAGUCACCCUUGCGCUACUUUUCCGCUUCUGCCGGAAUCGGGGGAGCAGACCUUGCUAUGAAUCGGGUGUUUGAGAACGCCCACUGCGUCGGUUAUUCAGAGUUAAACCCGCGAGCUGUAAAGAUUUACGAGAUACACCACAUUCGGCAAACGAACUAUGGAGAUAUUGAGAAACUCGAAUGCAAUGUUCUGCCUGUAUUCGAAUUUCUCAUCGGCGCGGGAAAUGUGAAUGGAUUCGAUAAGAUUUUGAGGGCAUGUCACCCUCGCUACUUUUUGUUUGCAAACACGGAGCCGACCGCAACGAUAAGCGAGGCUUUAGGAGUGAAGCCGAUAAUGUUGGACGAUGCGGAUUUCAACGGUUUGUCUAGGAAGAGAUGGUAUUGGGCGAAUUUCCGAAUUCAGCCUGCGCCGUUUCAUAAACGGCAAGCACCGAACGAUAAGCGACUGACGUGCAUAGACAAAGAGCGUGCAAUGGGGUUUCCUGAUAAUUACACGCACGGAAUCUCUAGUGCCGCAAGGUUAAGUCUCUUAGACAACGCGAUGUCAGUGGAGACCAUCUGUCAUAUCUUGAAACACAUAUGA
Molecule: messenger RNA, 3027 nt
Organism: Fimicolochytrium jonesii
Lineage: Eukaryota; Fungi; Chytridiomycota; Chytridiomycetes; Spizellomycetales; Powellomycetaceae
Exons: 1
Coding region: 1-3027 (1008 amino acids)
Molecular function (GO): methyltransferase activity
Source: RefSeq, a predicted model, not a curated record